This is a messenger RNA of Metschnikowia bicuspidata var. bicuspidata NRRL YB-4993, 774 nucleotides long. RefSeq lists its product as uncharacterized. The transcript has a single exon. Lineage: Eukaryota; Fungi; Ascomycota; Pichiomycetes; Serinales; Metschnikowiaceae. Bases 161 to 685 code for a protein of 174 amino acids. The record is from RefSeq and is a predicted model, not a curated record.
AACCCUUUGUAAAUUCCAGCUCAAGGAUACUGCAACUAAGCCUUGAAGGGUACCCCUUUCAAAAGAGUGAAUAAGAGCUGAUAAGAGCAACUCGGGUCUUACCGGGUCAUCGUGACUGGGUGUUGUAGAAAGAAACGAUCGGUGGACUUUCUGUCCAGAGAUGGCCAUACAGUCAAGAGUGAUAUAUGUAUUCACAAAACCCUUUGUACAGCAGUAUAAAAUGACAGCUACUUUCGUCUCACAAGCUCAAAUUUUAUCCCUACCAAAUUACUUAUUUUACAUCGGCAUGAAAUUUAUCUCUACUUUUUCGGUCCUUGCGAUGACUCUUUCCAAGCUUGUACUGAGCUUUGGAUUUUUCUACAUGGUAGACAAUGACGACAAAGAGAUUCUGAUUAUUUCCAUGAAUAAAGGAAAAAUCAUUGCGAGCAACAAUCCAGAUGCACUUCCAGUUAUCUUCGACGAGGAUGGGUUUGAAUUCAAUGGCUCGUACUUGAGCUAUGAAGAUGGUGAAUUUUCGUUACAAAGGGCCCCCGACUCUGAUCUCAAGAUCAGUGCGGACGAUCGUUAUCCAUACUUGACCUACAAAGAUGACUAUGUCUUCUACUAUUGUGACAACAAAAUGGUCAGCCAGACAGAUAGUUGCUCCGGGGCGCAAGAGGCUAGGAUUGUCUAUUUCGGCUGGUAAAUGUCCAGUCAUCUUCCUUAGUGCGGGUAUAAGUCUGUUCAUAUACCUGCUUAUAAUAUUCAAUAAAAAGCAAAAAGCGAAUCUAUGGU